Heteronotia binoei (common prickly gecko) is the source of this 3731-nucleotide messenger RNA. RefSeq names its product serine/threonine kinase 26 (gene STK26). The record is from RefSeq and is a predicted model, not a curated record. The coding region runs from base 647 to 1897 and encodes 416 amino acids. Gene Ontology annotation, molecular function: ATP binding; protein kinase activity. NCBI's taxonomy places the organism in Eukaryota, Metazoa, Chordata, Lepidosauria, Squamata, Gekkonidae. The transcript has 12 exons. Gene Ontology annotation, biological process: protein phosphorylation.
GCUGCUGAGGAGGAGCGGCGGCGGCAGUGUUUGCGCUCCGCCAGGCCGGAGGAAGAGACUGGGGUCCGGACGACGGCCGGGAAAAAGCGAGAAGGCCCUGUAGUAGCGGCGGCAGCAGCAGCAGCAUCCCUCUUCCUUGUUCACGCGGUCAUCUUCUCUCGCUCUCUCGCCCUUUUUGCAACACAGCCGCAGAGCCCUCCUCCCGCUGGUGCGAUCCCGCGCAGACCCAGCCCGCUCUCCUGGUCAGGCCUUCGCCACAGCUUCUGCCGCUUUCGUCCCCUUCUGCGCGCCGCUGCGCCGGCGGUCCUCGUUCCUUCUCUCCCCGCUUCCUCGCCGGGCCUCCCGGGGAGGAAGCGGGUCAUGGGCUGCGGCAGAGGAGGAGGAGCCGACGCCGGGCAGGCCGCGCCGACCUUACUCGCAGCAGCUGCGGCAGCACAACCACCGAUGCCUGGGCGCCGCUAGCCCGGCCCCAGCGAGGAGAGAAGGAGGGCGAGGAAGAGAGAUUCACCGGCCGUCGCUGUUGGGGGAAAAUUGGGUUGAGGUCUCCCUGAAGCCCUCCUGGUGUGCUUUUCCCUAAAGCAACUUCAGCAGCGGGAGGAAGAGGAAAGAAAACAAACACAAAAGGGGAGGUGGGAUUGAGGCCACCAUGGCCCAUUCCCCAGUAGCAGUGCAGGUGCCUGGCAUGCAGAACCACAGAGCAGACCCUGAGGAACUCUUCACAAAACUAGAGCGUAUUGGAAAAGGCUCGUUUGGAGAGGUUUUUAAAGGCAUUGAUAAUCGGACACAGCAAGUGGUUGCUAUUAAAAUCAUAGACCUUGAGGAGGCAGAAGAUGAAAUAGAGGACAUUCAGCAGGAGAUAACUGUGCUAAGUCAAUGUGACAGUCCUUAUGUAACAAAAUACUAUGGAUCCUAUUUAAAGGGCACAAAAUUAUGGAUAAUAAUGGAAUACUUAGGUGGAGGAUCAGCACUGGAUCUUCUAAGGGCUGGUCCAUUUGACGAGUUCCAGAUUGCUACAAUGUUGAAGGAAAUCUUGAAAGGUCUUGACUAUUUACAUUCAGAGAAGAAAAUCCACAGAGAUAUUAAAGCUGCCAACGUGUUGUUGUCGGAGCAAGGGGAUGUCAAGCUUGCAGAUUUUGGGGUUGCUGGGCAACUUACCGAUACACAGAUUAAGAGGAAUACUUUUGUAGGCACACCAUUUUGGAUGGCCCCUGAAGUCAUUCAGCAGUCGGCCUAUGACUCAAAAGCUGAUAUUUGGUCUUUGGGAAUCACAGCAAUUGAACUAGCCAAAGGAGAACCACCCAACUCAGACAUGCAUCCAAUGCGAGUUCUGUUUCUCAUUCCCAAAAACAAUCCUCCAACUCUAAUAGGAGAGUUCAGCAAACCCUUUAAAGAAUUUAUUGAUGCGUGUCUAAAUAAGGACCCAACGUUCCGUCCAACGGCAAAAGAACUCCUAAAGCACAAAUUCAUUCUGAAAAAUGCCAAGAAGACCUCUUACCUGACAGAGCUUAUUGAUAGGUUCAAGAGAUGGAAAGCAGAAGGACACAGCAGUGAUGAAACAGAUUCUGAUGGUUCUGAUUCGGAGUCUAGCAACAAGGAGAAUAAUUCUCACCCAGAGUGGAGUUUUACUACAGUUCGGAAGAAACCAGAUGCCAAGAAACUGCAGAAUGGAACAGACCAAGAUCUUAUGAAAACCCUGAGCUGUUUAACAAUGAUAAUCACACCUGUAUUUGCUGAGCUUAAACAGCAAGACACCAAUAAUGCUAACAAAAAGAAGGCAAUUGAAGAACUUGAAAAAAGCAUCAAUAUAGCAGAAGCUGCAUGUCCGGGGAUCACAGAUAAGAUGGUGAAGAAACUUAUGGAGAAAUUUCAGAAGUUUUCUGUUAAUGACUCCUCCUAAGAAACUUUUUCACUGAUGGCUGUUCUACAUGGACCCAGUAUAGCCCACCAAAACCUAUAAGCUUGGCAAUGCUUUGCUCAUGAGCUCCUUGUGCCUUUUUGGAUCAUUGCAACAUAUAUAAUGAUCGGGGAUUUGAAAGGACUUACCUCCACUCUUUUGUGAUGGGUAUACCUGCUUUUUUUGUAUUUCCAGGACAUUCUUUUUGUAAAGAGCAACUUUUAAUAUUGUAGUUUUCACCUGUUUAAACCAAUUUUAAAAAAAUGGUGAGGUGCAGUUUUUGCUUCUAGAUCUAACCAGGGGCUACCAGUUGCCAAUCUCAGUGUGCAGAAUCUUGGGUGUACCUGUUGCUCCAGAUGUCAGUGGACUGCACCCCUUUUACUUGAGUUCAUAGGAAGUAUACAUGCAGCAACAUUUCGUUACUCUCCAAAGAAGGGGAUUUACCAGUCUUACUAUUACUAUUAUUAUUUGGAAUAUGUACGUUAUAGUUUUUUCUGAAUCACUAAAAUUAGACUUUAAGAAGUAGCUUUUCACAAAAAUAUACAUGAAAGAACCUUAGCCUGUAGGAUGUUGCUCUAGCACCUGCUUGAACACUGUAGUCUGUCUUUAGGCCCCUGUAAAUGUAAUAAACCUGCGACAAUAUAAACUAUUUGAAACCUGGUACAGUAUUUUAGGCAGCUCUUUGAUCACCUACAUUUGAGAGCAAUAUGUCAAUAGCUUUGCAAGUUCACAUGGUAGCGACUGGUAUAGCUUAGUGUACAGUUUGUAUGUGAGUAUCUUUUAGGGCAGGGUCUCAAGUCAUUCAUCAUGGUAGGAAAUUUUAAAGCAAUACAGUUGAAGGGCAGGAGGGCUUCUGGCAAUAAUGGGCGCAAAUAGAAAUCUGGUUUAAUGGAAUUAUUUCUUCCUUUUUGAAUAAUUUUUUUUAAAGCUGUUCAUUCUAUGUUUGGGGUCGGGGAACAGGGAGGAUGCCAUGGCAUGCGAUAAGUACCUCAGAAGCAGGUAUAAAAUACGUGACACCAGCGUUUUGUGUGGCAGUGUUUUUCUGUAAAAUAUUUAUAACACAUUCUUAAAGUAUGUUAUAUACAGUGCAUCCACCAUGAUAUGUUUAAUUUCCCCAAGUGUAUUUUAAAUAUGUAUUUACCAAUAUGCAAAUAACUGAGUUAUAGAUAUUCUUUCACAAGAAGAUAGUAUUGUGCAGUAUAGAGUGAUUUUUUUCAUAAAAGGUAAAUGAAAUUAUAAACUUGCUUUCAGUUAUAUAUUUAUGGUACUGUUUAGAUGGGUAAUACCCCUUUCUUUCUUUCUUUCCCCUUCCUUUCAACCCAGUUUGUAUAUUAUGCUGAAGUUUGAAGUGGGGUUGUAUUUCAGUCCUUAACUGUUGAACUGUUGGUGUAAAUUUAUUUUUGAUAAAAAGGCUGGAUGUGUUUAAUUUUAUGGUUUGGAUCUGCACAUUUUUGUUUUUGCACAAAAAUCAUUUUAAAGGAUUUGAAAAAUAUCUGCCAAAUAUUGAAAUGGUGUGCAACAAAUAAUGCUUUUUUUUUUUAGUUAAAAGUUGCCAUUGCAUCCUUUUAAAAAAAGAUAUAAAGACACUGGCGAGAGAUGGUGGUUAGAAAUGCCAAGGGCAAUUACUUUCAAUGGUGCCUACACUGUAAAAAAUAAUAAAAAUUACUUUUAACUCCUUUGUUUUAAUUUUAAAGAAACGUUUGUUAAAAAUAAAUCUUUCAUCUGCUAUAUAACUGAAACACAAUUAGAAUUUAUAUCUGAGGAAAAAAAGUCUGGACAUAGUUUUUGAAAAUGAUAAUGUUAUGGAUUAAAUAAAAAUAUUUUUAUAAAUGUAAAA